AUUUAUGGUCAUGCGCGUUUUAAAUCCUAAUCACUUAUGAUUGAAUUCAUUACUUGCGUAGCCCAGAGGUUUUUUGUUUUCUAUAAGUUUUGUGUCCACGAUUUCGGUCACAAACCGAUCAACGGUGCACACUAUUCAAACUAUUUAUUCGUAGAAUAGGGUCUGAAUCUCGCUAUAGUUCUCCAUCUCAGUGUUCGAUGCUGAUAUUUUAACGCACUUCCGAUUCAUGUUUCUAUGCCACUUAAUUUAAGGUGUAUAAGAGCUAGAUGCAGUGCUUCCGUGGUAGAUAUUUACCGACAUGUGCACAUCAAAUUCCAAUAGCGCUUCUACCAGACAAACACAACAGGAUAGAUACACGCACAGAGAAGAAGAGUCCCGAGAAGGCAGUGCGGAUGCAAGUGGACCCACUGUUCCCGAUAUAGCGUGUUGUGUGCUACACGACCACCCGUACGCCGUGCCGGAUUUCCAACGGGGAAUAUUCACUCCACCGCCUUCAGAGCCUCUCUCUCCCAUAUCUCCGAGCGCCUUUGAUUUGAGAAUCGGAACUGAUGUCUCUAUUAGUGAACGGAUUGGCUCUAAAAAUGACCCUAAUUGUGUAGCAUUCGUGACUGAUGGCAACGGGGAAUUGUUCGACAUUGUGGAUUCGACAGUUAAUGUGAAUGCUACGCACUGCAACCGUGUGGUAACCGUGUCCUACGCGAGCAACAACAGCAUGAGUGUUACACAAGACGACGUAGAUCACACCGAAAUGGGGCUAAAAAAAUCCCAAUACGCAAAUGGGGAUAUCCACAAAUCGAUUGUAGACAUGUCAAGCUACAACGAAGAAUCCGAUAUGGCGCGACCAAGUAAAGACGGGAGUAUGGGAUUGGCAGACAUAGCUUCUAGUGUAGUUGAGAACACUAUUUCUUUGCAGAGCGUAUCUAAGGAGACUUUAGGUGUGGAGACUGAGGCUGUCACAUCUAUAAAGGGUGUGAGGGCGAUAGUGAACACGACUAGGAUGGCUACUGAAGAUCCCAAUACAGGUAGGGAAGAUGAAAAUGGUACAUGUGUCAGACGUAGUACUGAAAUGAACACAAAUGGACCAGUAGUGCAAAGCCGUGAAACUGCACUCUCUGUGGAUGCGCGCUCAGAACGACACACUGGUGCACAACCACAUUUGCCGUCAUUGACAUACACACCGCCUGCAGGACACUCAAACAAGCGAGCACAGCUAAUAGAUGAUACAAGCAAUACAAAUGUCAGUGCAGUUCCGGCCGAAAGCACGAAUGAUACAACUGAUAUACUACCCCGAUUGCCAGGUGGGACAAAGGGCGAGGUGGGCGAGGUGGCUGAUAAUGUAAGAAGUAGUACAGAACAACGAGUACCCAUUCUGACCUCCGCCUUGACUCUGAGUUCGGUUGCCGAGGCAGCGGCCCGUGCUCGUGCACGUCGCAAACGGGAGAGAGAGAAACAACCAUCAGUGACGGAUAAAUCCCAUGUGCGCAUAUCCACAAAGGUCAGUGUGGCUUGUCAAACAACUGAUAAUGCGGAAUACAUGUCCUGGACUUAUGCUAAACCGCAGCAAGGCCGAAGGAGAGAUAUGGUUGAGGUACCUGGCCCGGAUAUGGUGAACGCGGAGUAUGAGUACUUAUUACGCGUGCGGGAGAAUCUCUCCAAGUAUGUACAGAGUGAGCGGAGAAAUGUCGACUGUGAGAGCAGGGCCAGUGGGACAAGGAAGAGGAUUCGCAUAUGCCCGCCUCACGGUAUAAGUGAGCAGGAAGAUAUGCAAAGCGGAUAUGCACACAGCAACGAAUGUUCUUGUGCAGCAAACCCUGUACGUACUCAAGCCCACGAGAAUGACGCAUCUCACAGAGAAAUGCGAACGUGUAAUACACUGAAGGGAACAACGUAUGUACUGGGGCGAACUCGCUCGGCCAGUCCACCGUGCAUACAAACACGGGCGCCGAAUGAAGUCGCUGAUAUACUCACGGGGGUGGUACCUACUGCGGAUAACCGUGCAGUAUGCAUACCCACCCCUACACCGAAGUCGGAUGAUAGGGACAAUGACGGCAAGCGUAAAAGAACUAAGAGUGCUAAAGGACGCGUGGAUGCGGCGGACAAGAUGCUGAGAAAGCAUGAGAGUGCGAAAUUAAUAGAGAAGAAUCGACGCCACCGUCAGCACCUGGAGUUUGUGCAGUUGGAAAGAGCCAGUAUGGGUGAGUGUCACGCCUGUGUGUACCGAGCUAUCCCAGCCAAAGGAGCCAUAGCUACCGGAAAUCGUAGUAUCAAUAAGAGUGCACACGCUGCCAAACUUGUAAAGCCUGCCACGAAGGGGACCUCUGUAGUUCAAAAGUUUGGUGCUAGACAGACAAAGGAAUUGCGUAGUGUUUCAAUAGAAGAAUGUGGCAGUUCAGCUGCAAGUGCAAGUGCACAGGCGUCUAGCGUUCAUACCAAUGGUGCGGCCACCGAUGUCAGCACAAUACGAGUGGAUUAUACGCGAACAAGUCGGGCCAGAGAUCGAUGUGUGGUUAGGGGCCAUCAAGACCAUACUAUGCACGAAACGACUGGUAUUACCAAAGGCAUAGCUUGUUCGGAUAUGAGUACUGUAGCUUAUACGGAUGACGACGAUUUCGCGCCCGAAAGUCACGGAGAUAGUGCAUUGCAUGAGAUCGGGUGCGGCUUCAGCGAGGGUUCACAUACCACAGGAGCGGACAACUCGAAUGAGGCCACACACGCGGCACGCCAGACUAAUUCUGAGCGUGCAAACACGUUAAAACGAGUUGCAGCAGCGAAUAUGAACAUCACAAAUAGGAAUGGAACUAAGGACGAACAUACGUUUAGUUUGAAUGAACCUGAGGACAUACACACCACAGAAAUGAAUGUACCUGUGGACGUGCGCACCGCCAGUGUGAAUGACUCUGUAAACGCACGUACGAUAAGAUUAAGGGAGCUAGCAGGAGGAGAUUGCCAAACUAAAUGGUGUUCUCGCAAUGAGACUUCACCUACAUACCCCAGCGAAGCCUUAGCUGAACUACGCGCGAAUCUACUCCAAGCCACUCUGGAUCUGUCUAUAAAUAGAAUUACACAGCUGAGAGAUCGAUCCGGAGAGCUGAGACAGAAGAAAAUAAAUGCUGAGUCGACAUUGCGGCAGAGUAAGACGCGACUGGAGUCGCUACAGCGUAAGAAGUAGGCUGAUCGGAGCACUCAUCAAAGUAUUGCUGAUCUGGUUACUUAUGAACCAAAACCUACAAUGGCGCCUUAUUCGUGAACACGUUCGUCAUUCGGACUAAGGAAGGCGAGACUUGUGUACGCUCCCACACUAGCAGGAGCUGAAUUAAACAUCUAUACGGUUAGUAUAUGGCCGUCAGAUAAUGAAAACAAAAUGAAGGGAGCGCGCACAUAUUCUUCAAGAAUUGAAAUAUGGGACUUCGUCUUUCUUGCCGUACUGCUUGCGUGUGGUACUAUUAUGUGUAAGCGAUGUUAUACUAGAAGGCUAGAACUAUCCGGAGAAAUAUGUUAUCGGUGAGCGUAUAACUAUACAUGACAAGGUAUUUUCUCUGUUGAGUUCAGAAUACAAAUACUCCCAUAGGAAUGUAUAAAUGUAUCUCGGCUUCAACAGUGGAAAAUAUGUGCAUAAUUUCAGACGUAACAAGUGCAAUUCUUCGG
Molecule: messenger RNA, 3645 nt
Organism: Sphaeroforma arctica JP610
Lineage: Eukaryota; Ichthyosporea; Ichthyophonida
Exons: 2
Coding region: 299-3169 (956 amino acids)
Source: RefSeq, a predicted model, not a curated record